Molecule: messenger RNA, 777 nt
Organism: Cercopithifilaria johnstoni
Lineage: Eukaryota; Metazoa; Nematoda; Chromadorea; Rhabditida; Onchocercidae
Source: the annotation of a GenBank genome assembly
AUGCAUUCAUUGGUGACUGUAAUUAUUUGUACAUAUUGGUCACACUUAAUUGCACAACAACAAUUGCAGAAUAUGACUAAUUUUAUCAAUAUUCAUCCUUCUGCACGACCGAUACCUUUGGAAGAAUCAAAUAAUCAAUAUAAUAAUAAUACGCAAAUAAACAUUCACCCAAUACGUCGUCAUCCGAUUAUGAAUGAGCAACAAACUAAUAAAUUAAAUACUCAAAUGCAUAAUUUAUUGGUAUAUAAUAACACUCAACAACGACAAGAACAACAACAACGUUCAGGAAAUAUCACUAAUCAACAGUUUUAUCAACAGCAGAAACCUUCGAAUGUAAACGUCGUUCGACAAAGAAAAUCUGAUCAACUAUUCCCAUUCUGGAAUACCUUUCAAUCAACUAAUUCACCAUUAUUAAACGCUGAACAACGCUUAAAAAAAUGCUGUUCCAGGCUAAAUGAAGCAGAUUCAGAAUGCAAGGAACGUUUUUGUAGUUUCGAUGCAUUAGAACCUCGAACGGUUCUCUAUUUCCUGUUAAUUUGCCAAUCACGAGGUCCAACAGUUGGUCAAAUGUGGGAUUGUGCCUCAUCAAGACAAAAUCAUACAAAUUGUUGUACCCGAAAAGGCGUAUUACCGGCAUGUCAAGUUUAUUGCGAAACGACUAAUGGAGUACCAACAGACUAUGGCAAUUAUCUUUUCUGCUUGAGCAAUUUCAAUCAGAUAAGUGAUUGUUUCCAAGAACACUUAGAAAACCAUCAUAACUUAUACGGUGAUUGGUAA